Momordica charantia (bitter melon) is the source of this 1148-nucleotide messenger RNA. Its product is annotated as succinate dehydrogenase [ubiquinone] iron-sulfur subunit 2, mitochondrial. Gene Ontology annotation, cellular component: mitochondrion. Gene Ontology annotation, biological process: respiratory electron transport chain; tricarboxylic acid cycle; aerobic respiration. Lineage: Eukaryota; Viridiplantae; Streptophyta; Magnoliopsida; Cucurbitales; Cucurbitaceae. Gene Ontology annotation, molecular function: 2 iron, 2 sulfur cluster binding; oxidoreductase activity; electron transfer activity. The record is from RefSeq and is a predicted model, not a curated record.
CUCUUUUUGUAUUGUCCAUCUCUCUCUUUUUGCUCUCUUCUUCUCUGAUAGGUUUCCGAUUUCUGUGUGUUGGAGGCAACAAUGGCGACAGGGAUGCUGAGGAGGACAAUAUCUAGGGUUUCUGCAACGCCAUUUUCAAGAUUCGUACGAAUUCGAGCUCACGCUUCCGAGGCCCAAGCCCAGCAAGUGGAGCAGAAGGCGGCUGCGGCGUCGAAUCUGAAGACGUUCGCAAUCUACCGCUGGAAUCCCGAUAGCCCUUCCAAACCAGAGCUUCAGGAGUACAAGAUCGAUCUCAAGGAGUGCGGCCCCAUGGUGCUGGACGCGCUGAUCAAAAUCAAGAACGAGAUCGAUCCGUCCCUCACUUUCCGUCGCUCCUGCCGGGAGGGGAUCUGCGGCUCCUGCGCGAUGAACAUCGAUGGAUGUAAUGGCUUGGCUUGCUUGACCAAGAUUCCGUCGGGAGCUUCAUCGACGAUUACGCCGCUGCCCCAUAUGUUCGUGAUCAAGGAUCUGGUGGUGGACAUGACGAAUUUCUAUAACCAGUAUAAGAGUAUUGAGCCGUGGUUGAAGAGGAAGAGCGCGCCGUCUGUGCCGGGGAAGGAGAUUCUUCAGAGUAAGAAAGAUAGGGCAAAGUUGGAUGGGAUGUAUGAGUGCAUAUUGUGUGCUUGCUGUAGUACAUCGUGCCCCAGCUAUUGGUGGAACCCKGAGUCUUAUCUUGGACCAGCCGCUUUGCUCCAUGCCAAUAGGUGGAUAAGUGAUAGCCGUGAUGAAUAUACCAAGGAGCGACUUGAGGCAAUAAAUGACGAAUUCAAGCUCUACCGUUGUCAUACUAUUCUGAACUGUGCCCGUGCCUGUCCAAAAGGUUUGAACCCCGGAAAACAGAUCCAAAAUAUCAAACACCUUCAGCUCGUGGGUUGAGCCUGAGUUUCAAGGUACAUGAAGCACAAUAAUGUUCUUUUCAUUCAGUCAUGCGAUGUAUUUUGUGGAUGUGAUUUUGAUCUAAUAACUUGUGGAUCAUUUAAAAUUGGGGUUUAAGUAUUUAUAUUACCCCUAAUAAAUGUUGAUAGAAACCUCUUGGCUGGCUUCAUACCAUUCCAUGAUCAUCCUUUAUUCAUCUGAUUCAAUCAAAAAGUGGUUCUUGUUGGUGUUAA